Messenger RNA from Suncus etruscus (white-toothed pygmy shrew), 957 nucleotides. It is a transcript of the gene TAS2R1, whose product is annotated as taste 2 receptor member 1. The coding region runs from base 1 to 957 and encodes 318 amino acids. Gene Ontology annotation, molecular function: G protein-coupled receptor activity; bitter taste receptor activity. The record is from RefSeq and is a predicted model, not a curated record. The transcript has 2 exons. Gene Ontology annotation, cellular component: membrane. Lineage: Eukaryota; Metazoa; Chordata; Mammalia; Eulipotyphla; Soricidae. Gene Ontology annotation, biological process: sensory perception of taste; G protein-coupled receptor signaling pathway; detection of chemical stimulus involved in sensory perception of bitter taste.
AUGCUUCUAUCUCACCACAUCAUCAAAGCUUUUGUGGUCAUGAUACAAUUUCUUGUUGGGCUUUUGGCAAAUGGCAUCAUCAUGAUUGUCAAUGGCUUGGAUUUGGCCAAACAGCGAAAAUUGACUCCAUUGGAACUCCUUCUCUCCUGCCUGGCAAUUUCCCGGCUUUGUAUGCAGUCAUUCAUUGCCUAUAUUCACCUGGGAGUCUUAUCUGUGAUAGAAGUCAAAACCAUUCCUGAGGGGUUUGCUAUGUUCAUCUUUGUAAAUGACAUGGGUAUUUGGCUGGCUACAUGGCUCAGCGUUUUCUAUUGCGUGAAGAUUGCCCCCUUUGCUCACCCGCUAUUCUUCUGGUUGAAGAUGAGGAUCUCCAAUAUGGUACCUUGGUUGGUCCUUGGGACUCUGCUUUAUGCCAUGAUAACUUCUAUAUUCCAUGGCAAAUAUACAUGGAUUUUUGGCAAAGAAUUGUGGUUGAGCCUUUUCUCCAAAAACGUGACAUUUCAAAUCCAAGAAACACCUGCUUUCUACCUUGUCCUCUUUUCAAUGGAGUUCUUUCUUCCAUUUUUUAUCUUCCUCAUUUUUGCCCUGAUUUUGAUCUGUUCCCUCAUAAGACAUACAAAACAAGUGAGAAACACAGCAAGAGGCUCCAAGGAUUGUAGCACCUAUAUCAAGUCUCUUCUGUCCAUUCUCUCCUUCCUGGUCCUCUUUCUCUCUCAUUAUAUGGCUGCUGCCGUGCUCUCUUCUCAGUUGUUCACAUUAAGUGACUUCUUCUUUCAUUUUAGCAUAUUUGUCAUUGGCUCCUACCCCUCUGGACACUCCAUCAUCUUAAUUUUAGGAAAUUAUAAACUGAAACAAAAUGUAAAGAAGCUUUUCUUUCAUAAUUUAGAAGCAAGAAGCCUCUGGAAAUCUAAGUCUCUUCAGAAUGAGGAAGAGCAGAGCCCAGAAAAAGACCGCAUUUGA